CUUCUUUUGUCUAUCUCUACUUCUGUCUUGUCUCAAGCAGUACAAGAAAUGGACUGGUGAGGAUUUCUUGAGAAUGGCCAGUUUUUAAACCGUGUCUCGAGUGCCAGUUGGGCAUGGAUUCGGAGUCCUGUACCCGAGCUUUCUCCCAAGCCCGAGUGUAUCUUGAGCAGAUUCGAAGCCGGGUCGCACCAGGGGGUGUUGAUGUACAUGGAACUGGGAAGCGAGACUACCUGGUGGAUGCUGCGAAGCAAAUCCGUCUGGCUUUGGAGCGGGAUGUAAGCGAGGAUUAUGAAGAAGCAUUCAACCACUACAAGAAUGGUGUGGAUGUGCUCCUCAAUGGGGUGCAAGUUGAUCCUAACAAGGAGCGCCGUGAAGCUGUGAAGCGGAAGAUCACCCAGUAUUUGAAACGUUCAGAGGAGAUCUUCAACUGCCAUCUACAACGGACUCUGGGGUAUGGAAAUUCCACUGAAACGGGUUACAGCAGCCUUCGCUUUCGGCCAAUUAGGACUCUCAGCACACCAGUGGAGAACCUGAGGCGCUGUAAAGUUGUGGGAAUAAUUGAUAAGGUGCAGAUAGUGCAGGACCCGGCUACUGGGGGGACCUUUAUACUGAAGAGCCUCCCCAAAUCUCAUGUGGAGACCCGUGAAAGGCAGACGAUCAUCCCACAUGGGAUCCCUUUUAUGGCUGAAUUGUUGCGCUACUCUGUAAGUGAGGACUCCAUCUUCCUCCACUUGGAACAUGUGAAGGGGGGGACCCUCUGGCUCCAUCUUCACUCACAUCCUUGUUUCCAGCACGAUGCCUCUGACUGCUCCCGUAUGCAGAGUCCAAAGCUCAGCUUGGCUUUGGGGCAAACCAGUGAGGACGGCUUCAUUGGAAAUCCUCAAGAAGCUGAUUCUACGUCCCAGCGGAGCUGUGGCGACUACCAUGAGAACAGUGCUGGCCCAAUCUUUGCUCCUGUAAAUCACCACCUGUUGAGAAGUGAUGACCAUUCAUUGACUCGGUCACCUGCCCACAUGCAUGCCAGAGCAGUGACCGACCACAGGUGGCAUAUUGAACCUGCCACCGGGCCUUUGGAAAUUACUGGAGGAAAGGAUUUAAGUACAACACACGCUUUGUUUGGUGCAACAAAAUCGGAUGUAAAACCAACACCUCAGGGACAGAGCCACUUGGUCAGCCAGGGUCUGAUUUUCCCACCACGGGACUCAUUUACCACAGUUGAUGAGAUCAGCAGCAUACCUGAGAGGACCACUCCUCAGCGGGAGCCAAAACGACAGACAGGUGAGAGAUGCAAUCAGUCACACCUGAUGGCAGCAAGAAGAUGCGACAUGUCAAAGACAGAAAGCCCAUGUCGGCCAAUGCCUAGCCUUGCGCAUUCCCCAGCAUCUCUCCCAGGACAAAGGCAGAUCUGUCCUCUUCCACCGAACCACCGCAGUCAGGAGAAUCAGUGGAAGGUGGCACAAAUGAGAGAUGAAGGGCGCUUUGUGCAGGAAGAGCUGGUUCUUGAUCCCCAACAGGACAAAAGCCAGCUGCCAUCAGGACAAUAUGGGUUUCCUGUACAUCAGGCUGCCCAAAGGCAUGACUCUGGAACCUGGGAUAUAAAGGAGAACCAGAUCCAAGUUUGGGCAGCCCAACUGGUUUUGGCUCUGGAGGGUCUCCACCAACAGGGGGUCCUGUGCCAAGAUCUCAACCCACGAAAUCUGCUGUUAGAUGAUACUGGUAACAUCCGUCUCACAUUCUUUGGCCAGUGGAGCGAGGUAGAGCAACAGUGUUGCAGCCAGGCACUGGAAGAUUUAUACUGUGCUCCAGAGGUGGGUGGAAUUUCUCCGCUGACAGAAGCCUGUGACUGGUGGAGCUUUGGUGCACUGCUCUAUGAGUUACUGAGUGGAACGUCCCUAGCUCAGAAUCACCCCUCAGGGAUCCAUCCUCACACCCAGCUCCACCUUCCAGAAAAGCUCAGCCAGUCUGCUUCUUCCAUGCUGUCAGAGUUGCUGCAGUAUGAUCCCGAGCACCGUUUGGGCUCUGGAGAAGAUGGAGUGAGCAGGAUCAAGUCACACCCUUUCUUCAGCACUAUCCAGUGGACCAAGCUGGUUGCAUACUAAGAACUGAAGAAAUGGGUGGCGGGGAGGGAGAAGAGCCACGCUGCCAAAAUGUAACACCUGGCAGUUUUAUCUGCUGGCGUGUGUCUUUGCCAGAGGAUGACCCCUAACCCUUCCAAAAGCACCUGUUCCCCUUGUAGAAUGUCCUGGGCCAGAUGAACCUGGUUGGUGCUAACAUUGCUGUUGCUCAGGGGGAAAACUACAGAGCUGGCUCUGGGUCCUGAUUUUUCAGCCUUGAAUUGCUCUUACUCUACUUUCAGGCUCUCUUUCACUAGCAGUUGAGGGCGGUCAGGUUAGGCAUCAGAGGAGCAUUUAUGAUCCUGGCGCUAUUGUCAAAGAAUCCUGUGAAAAGGCAUGUUUAAGACCAAAUAUUAGGGGGCCCUAUUCGUUGCUCCUUGAGAAAUGUAAGUAGGGCCUCAUCAUAGGCUUCCCCAAAUCAGACAUGGCCCAAAGGGGUAGCUUUCCUCCCCCUCUAGCUUCUGUUGCUUGCCCCCCACUCCCUUGACCUGCGUCCUCUCUUUUCGUGCUCUGCAGUUAUAUCUGCCCCAUCAGU
Molecule: messenger RNA, 2649 nt
Organism: Elgaria multicarinata webbii
Lineage: Eukaryota; Metazoa; Chordata; Lepidosauria; Squamata; Anguidae
Gene: RPS6KL1
Product: ribosomal protein S6 kinase like 1
Exons: 10
Coding region: 114-2099 (661 amino acids)
Biological process (GO): protein phosphorylation
Molecular function (GO): ATP binding; protein kinase activity
Source: RefSeq, a predicted model, not a curated record